Porites lobata is the source of this 7933-nucleotide messenger RNA. The record is from the annotation of a GenBank genome assembly. Lineage: Eukaryota; Metazoa; Cnidaria; Anthozoa; Scleractinia; Poritidae.
UCAGUGCAUGAAGCUUCUUUACAAGAACAGAAGCUGAGAGGAGAACUCAGAAAACAAAACAUCCCUGCAAGCAGCUUAGCAUCGGUAAGGAGUAAUCCUGGUACAGGAUCGAGCCACCCUAAGGGAGUAGUUAGAGUACCAAGCUCAAGUCCAGAGGUCGCUGUUUUCGGUUUAACCAGAGGUCCCCUCUUUUCCACAGAGGCCUAGCGGAGAGUAGAACACAGGGGAGAAAACGUACGUGGUGUAUGCUGGGAAGGGGAAGAGAGGAAGCGAGGUUUCCGCCAUUUUUCUUUCCUUCGUUCACACGACAGCACUUUCGAGUUAUAAAAGAAGUUAUGUUCUUGUCGUCGGAGCUUCUGUUAGGGAAAUAUGAGGUGCAUAUGUAGCCACACGGCACUGGCUGGUUUUGAUUAAAGUUGGAUCUGAGUUCAACUCCUUGGCCAUGCCUGUUGGUGCCUCUGAAGCUUUUACGUUUACUUUCGUUUUCUUAUUUAGACGAAGUGCUAGAAAGUUGUGGAUGAUGCCUCAUUUUGUUACCGUGCAUACGUCACACGUUUUGCAUAUUACCGGAAGGUCUCAUUUUGUAAAAAUCAAUUCGCACCAUAGAUUAGUAUUGUUAAAUAUCCGUUUCAUUUGAAUGGUCACAUCAUAGCUCUGGGAGUGAAAGAGUUAAUCACUAGAGAGCUUUAGAUUUGAGGAGGAGAACGAGUAUGAGUAUGAGAUUUAACAUAAAGUUUCAGAAUCUAAGCCCUCUACUGCUUGUUUGUUCUUAGCCAUCAGCUGUGACUACAUUGAUAGAUGAAAUGUCAAAAAAGAGAGAUCAGAUCGCUAUUACUCCUCGCCGACAGUGUCUACUUCACCCUGGACCCCGUGGAGACUCUGGUAUUCUGGGAAAGGUUUGUUCAGUUUACUUUUCGAUGAGUUCACACUAUGCUUUAGUCUGACAAUUUUUUUCCCUUUUUCUAAAGCCAUAGCAAAGAGUGAUUUAUAAUAACCGUUAUGCAUGUUUACGUCAGACGAGUAUAUUUCACCACCCAGCCUCGUUUUGAAGUUGAAAAGUUGCCAAGUUGUGCAUAAAUGAAUUCCCAGGGCAGAAAAGUUGAAAAGAAUAUUCACGCCCAAAGGGUGCAAAUGCAAACAGUUUUGUUUACAAACGAGGUUUGGUGAAAUUUGCUCGACUGACGUAAUUAUGCAACUUCAAAUCUUAGUGACAGCCCUGACCUCGGUAAUGAAGACACUUGGCUCUACCUCGUCGGUAUACUUUUUGUUGCGUGUUAGCGCUAACGCUGUUCUCUGUUCCCCCCUGCAGGUAGCUCAUUUAGCUCAAGUGGUAGAUGACGACGUUGCGCGAGUACUGUCGUGGCACAUGGCAUCCGAUAUGGACUGUGUCGUUACUCUCACGACAGAAAAGGUUUGUUCUUAGACUUUCAAAAAAGUCCUUUUUUCCGAUUUAAUAUGGCGCGGGACGAAGUUCGACCUCUCGCGACUUCGUCGUACGCUUGGUCGCUUGCUAAGACACUCGUGCUGUCGACUUGUAGCAAGUCUACUUCGUGUUUUGCCUGCCGUGCUUUUCGCUCAUCAAAAACUCUCUCUCCUUUUGGGUAGCUAGUAUGUACGUAAGUUAUGCUGUUCCGCUCUAUCCUAUUCUACUGGACCUGUCGUUUUGUGCUCUGUAGGGUGUAUUUUUUAUUGCUGACAAGCGUUUGCGAGGUAGCAAUACUAUUGUUUGUGUAGCGAAAAAAUUCAAUUUUGUAGUAUUCUUUGUGUAGCGGCAAAUUCAAUUUGUGUCGAAUGUAAGAUCACCCGCAAACACACUUGGUCAUGACUAUCUUAGAGGUCUUCUUAUAUGACGUAGUAUAUCCGCACAGCGCUCGAUUGAAUGUUCAAGUUCCUGACAAACGGACAAUCUUGCCUGUUUAAACUGUCGAAUUCUUUUUCUUUUCCUCCGGUAUUAAUAAAAUCAAUCGAGUUAAAGGCUUCCGUGUUACCUCAGGAAUGAACCGUAACUUAAGUAUUUGCCUUACUGGUCGAAAGCACACUGAUUUCAUGAGCGAAUGUUUUACAUCAACGGGCAAAGUCAACGACUAAUAUUUUGGCACAAAACUGUAAAUUCCUCUGCUGCUUAUUUCCUGGUAAUAAUUAUUACUGUCUCACUUCCAUGACCUCCACACAAUCCUUUUGUAGCUCUCUAAAAAAUAACCAGUAACAUUUAUCUAGUUUUUUUUGUCACUUUUGAAUAACACGGGUGACUGUUUAUUUUCAGGCAAAACAAGUGUAUCGCGACUCUAAUGGCCAGCAACAAGUGCUACCCUUGGAUUCUAUCUUCAGACGUAGUUUACCAGAAUGGAAUAGGUACAGACCAAAUUAAACCCAGUUAUCAUAGACGCUGUGUCUCUCAGGAGUUUUCAAACCCAAACUUAACAAUUUUACACCAUAAAUCCUCUAUUUAGACCCCCCCCCCUCUCAAAUAAGCCCCCUCUCACUAAUAGGCCUCUCCUUUUCAGAGAAAGAAAGUUAAUAAGCCCCCUUCUCUUUAAGCCUCCAUCCCCUCCCCUCCGCUUAUUAUUCUUCAUUAUUUUAAUGAUAGACUGUAUUAAUCAGUCACGACAGUAAAACAUGGUGUGGACUGAUCCAGGACGGUUUAUUUACCAACUAGAAGUUCGGAAUUGUUAUUGAUUUUCGGCUGCAUGACUCCAACGUCUUGUACUGGAACUUUUCCUCUUUGUAUUCUAGUUCUUUAUGGUGAUCUGAUACCAUCGUUUCUUCUUAAUUAGAUAACCCCCCCUCUCUAACCCCUCCCCCACCUCAAAUGGGCUUGAAAUAAAUAAGCCGCCCAAGGGGCUUUAAUUGAGGAUUUACGGUAAGUUGGUUUUUUUUAACCCAAAGAAAAUUCAGGGAGUGCUCAAGUAGUGCCGAUCAAGUUUAUAAAAUUUCCUGCCCGGUUUUAUGAGUUACUCUACUACAUUAAAAUGUACUAUACUAUUAUCUGCAGGUUUAACCUGGCUUACACUCUCAUUCAUUCGCGUAGUCAGUUGUGAUGUCAUAUAAUGGUGAUCUAUCUUUUGAAUCUGUAGACGAAUUCAUAUAGAACCCUCUAUUUCGGUAGGACCCUAUGCGUGAUUUUUCUUUCCUGAAUUUGUGAAAAUUAGGCUAUUAACCCCCAGUGCAUUAGAAAAAGUUAGCAAUGCUUGCAGACAUGUCAGCAGUGGCCUGUGAAUAUGCUAGUGAGCACGCUCAAGAAUUUUCCAGUGGCCUCAGAGUUUUAAGCCUUUAGCGUAGCUUAGCAAUGAGUAGCCAUUAAUACUGACUGUUAAUUUUAGAGCUCUUCCACAUAUACGAGGUCAGGGCAGUUACAAUCCGUCUGGUAACCCUGUGUACGCAAGAGAUAUGUUGAUGUUUCCAACAGAGGCGGAAAAUUGCAAGCUAGGUAAUACGAAUGUGUAUGCAAGAGUACUUAUUGUAGGGCCUGUGCGACAAUAGACCAUUAGAUAAUCAUUAGCCUGCUCUAUGUUCUCUAGUUUAAAAACAACUGUUGGGCCAACGCUCGAGAGGCGCCGGCGGAAUCUCAUGCGCGAGUGGCAAGCAGAUUGGCUCAUUCGAUAAGUUCUUGAAUGGAGAAUUUCUCUAAGGUCAAGGUAAUUUGCUUGAAAGAAAGCAGUGCUGAGGGACGUUGAAUAGAAAUGAAUUUUCUGUUUAGGAAGGUGAACGUUUCGCUUACCCGUUGUCACAGAGAUACCCAUUGGUGGAGCUCCGUGAUUAGUUGCAACAAGCUAGCGUAAACGGCAAGAAUCAGUUACAUGCUCCCCCCCUCCCCCAAAUUAGCCGGACGACAGUUUCUCCAAACAGGCAGCUAAACAUUGGCUACUAUAGGGUACAAAUACGUUAAACCCAGGAAACAGUCCCCCUUAAUGCACAACAUCCACUUCCCGUUUGUUGACAUUUCCAGUGAUUCCACGCUCAGAGGUAGAAAUAACUUUGUCAAGAUACAUUGUUAUGGGUUUAGGAACUACCACUCUUAUGCUCCGUGAACAUCUACCAAUGCUUGUUGGGUAUCAGAGGUCUUUUUAUUUUCCUCGCGUGCGGCGGGGUGCUUCGAUGUCGGUAACAGACCGAAGCCGCGAGUCACUUUCACCAGAAAUUACACUAGAAACGUCUUUGCUGUCCGGGGUAUACAAAGUUCUUCGUGACUGUCAAAAAUUUUCCUCAAACUCAAUAACAAAUAAAUGUAUCGAGAAAACAGGCAAAUUCUAUACCAUGAAUUGCGACACCUAAAUCAAACACUCGAAAGAGUUUUUCAUUUGGGAUCCAAAUAACCUUGACGUCACUAUGCCCCAUUUUUCAACUCACUUCUCGUUUUCUGCCCUAGGGGGUACUCCCUAUAAUGGCCUAUACGGAGAGACUCCGCCCGAAAGGGGUACCUUUUUCAGACUUCAGGUAUAUGGAAGGGUUGGGAUUUUACCAGUUGAAUUAUAUGAAAGUGGUGAGAAAUCUGUCAUUUGGGCCUGUGAAAGGGCUCAAAGGGCUGAGCAGAUGAAUUUCAGUGUUAUGGCUUUAUAAAGUCGGGAAAACGUUCUAUUUUUUGAUUGAUUCCUACUUAAAGGACAAUGCAUUUGCAGCAGUUAAAAAGGGGUACCUUUUUCGUGAAAAAUGGUAUAUAAAAGGGUAGGGGGUUGGACCUCGGGGCGUAGCCUCCCCGUAUAAAAAUUUGUUGAGUAUGCUCCCGAGAUUUUCUGCAUGUUUUUUGAAACUUUCCUCGGGUUUGAUUCAUUGCUUGUCUCAUUGCAGUGUUCGGUAUGUUACUGGGUGAUACACUGAUCCUAGAUGACCUGGACUGUGCAAAUAAAUACAGACAACAGGUGAGUAUACUUGUUGAUGAUGCAUUUCAAGGUGAUGUUACAUCGGACGAUUCGCAGCAACGAUUUUUAGCGCUAGACAGCGUUGCAACAUUGUUGUGACAUUGAUUCAAAUGGUUGCAACGUUGUUCCAACAUUGCCGGCAAUGCUGUGCCACGGCUGGCUAUUUCAUGUUGUUAAUAUUGCCAAUUAAGCUUCCUUGUGCGCGAUGAAACUAAACGUAAGAGGAAAAAUUUUCUUGUAAACGACAAAAUCACAGCUUCUCGUCAAAUAAAUGUCUCUCAAGCAUUAUAUGAAACGUUAAAUACGAGCAAAAUGAACUUUGGAAACUGUUAGGCUAACAAGUUUUCAAAACUCGGCAAUUGCAAUCCGUUUUAGUCUUCCUCAGCUGAGUUUGUCCGCCCCUGCCUCUUUUUGUAUUUGCUGUGCUAUUAAUGCUUUGUUUAAAUGUUUUGAGCGGUUACGGUAUUUUUAUGUUUCACUCAAUUUGGUGGCGGUUUCUACUGUUAGAAUUUUGAUACGUAAUUCAUGACUCAGCUCCUUUAACAUCAAUGUACUAGUGACGACGUGACAUUUUUACAUUUAGCCUAUUCAAAACAGGACUGGCGGGAUUGUUAUGCCCUAUUCAAAACCGGAGAGGCUCGGAGAGGGUUGAAUCCACACCAGGCUCCAGGCUACCGUCCAGUGGAUAACUCAAUUGGUUUCCCUUAUACCUAUUCGCUAGACAGAGAUUUAUUUAUCCAGUAGAUAGCGCUGUCCAACGUUUGAACGACGAUGGGGCGGGUUUUUCGAGCCUUUAAGCUAAUUGCAAAAUUACAGACAUAGCUGUGGCUUUGAGAUAAAGCCACUAACAGACGACUGCAAUGCAAUAAAGAAAACUAUUGAUUUACGCCUGACUAUAGUGAACUUAACCAAGGACGUUUUAGAGCGACACGCACCAACCAGAAGUGGCUGUUUUGCAUCAUUGGUCAGCAGGUUUUUCCCAAAUUAAAUUUCUGGCAAUUCGUCUCAGUAAGAGUAAAGAUACCGUAUUUAUUCGAUUAACCUGCCCUGGGCGCUUAGUAAAUUUUCACCAUUUUCAGCAAGUCAAGUAUGUUUAGUUUGCAACAAACAAUAAAUGGUAAUAACAAAACGCGAAGAUGUAACAAAGUAAGGUCUCUGUAAAAUGCUCUGAAGAAAACUUCGUCUUCGGGGAAGUCUCUUAUUAGUACUUAUUCAAUUUCAAUUUCAAUCUCAUUGUCACUCAAGUCAAUAAGUGAAUUCUCUGGUGCUGCCUCCUCGAUGUCCGACAUCGGGGAGUGGAGUGGGGGUGGGCGCUAAUUUGAGGUUGGGCGCUUAUUCGAAUAAAUACGGACUUAACAAGGCACAUUUGUUAGCGUCAAGGUAAUGAGAAAAGGCUUCACUUCCGGUUGACGUGUUACGUCCAGAAAUGUCUUUGCUUAACCUCCCUUGUGUAUUGUUAUGAUGUAGGUUGUAAAGCACACUCAUUGUCCUACGAUUCUUACAAGAGGAGGAGAUCGCAUCAGAAGUAACGGUAAGUUAUUUAGCCCAUUAACCUUUAAGUGACUAGUGUUUAAGAUUUCUCCUUAUUCUUACACUGUUCAGUCAAACAUAAAUAUCGAUAACAUGCUGAGCUGGCAGGUCGCGCAAUAUCACGUGAUCAUGGAAUGACGCAAUGGUGAGGUAGAAUUUCUCCUUAUUCUUACACUGUUCAGUCAAACAUAAAUACCGUGAGAAAAAGCACAUGAUCAGCAAGUGAAAAAGGUCUUGAUUACGCAGGAUAUGCGUGGAGAACGUUGUGGAGAAUGUUUGUAUUAAUUUUAGGGUUUAAAGGGUCGCACCAAUCCCCGUGAUACUGUUUCUUCUAGUGAGAAUUUUAAUCUCGAUUGUUUUGCUCUCUUGCAAAGGUAAAUUCGGCGGACUGCAGAACAAAGCUCCUCCUCUUGAGAGAAUGCGCGGCGCAGUGUUCGCUGCGCCUCUUCCGCUGACAUUCCAUUCACUGACAACGCAGAUUGGUGAGUGACAACUAAAGCUCUUCUCAUUUUUCACCGCCAAUGUAUAACUCCAACAUUGCUGCUAAUGUUUUUCUUUAUUCAUUAUGUUGUCAGAACAACUACAAGCUUUUAAACAAGCCGUUAUCAAACACACACAAGCCAAGGAAGAACUUUCGGUAAGCUUAAAGAAGCGCAUCGCAUUGGUUUUUUUUCCUUUCGUACACAAAUCCACCCUGCUGUCAGUCUUCUUUUCUUGAGAGCGGAUGAGAAGGGGAAGUUCUGCCUGAAUCGCGUCGAGUCUUGUUUUAACCCUUUAAGUCCCAAAAGUGACCAACGUCAUUUUUCUCCUAACAAUAUCCGUAUAUUGUCAUAAGAUGAGGUUAUGAGAAUUAAUAAAAUGAUCGCCAAAGAAAAAUGCCUUGAUCAUUUAUUGAAUUCUCUCAACUUAUUCUUAAAGGAAAUGUAUGGAGAUCACUUUGGAGAAUUUGUAUGUGUAUAUUAAUUGGGGCUUAGAGGGUUAAGGCCACUUUCCUUCUUAUCGUAUAGGUGAGCGCGACCCCAUAACUUAAAGAUUUGAAUCCGUUUUCACUACUUUUCUGUUCAGAUCAGCUCGCCAGUUUAUUUUCAAAACAAAUCGUUGGUAACGGUUAGCUGAUUUUGAUUUUAGCUGAAUUUGAUCUUGGAGCAUUUGAAGGGAACACUUUCUCUAUCUCCUUUCUCUAACAGCUGCAGCUACAGCACGGACAAACGGAGGAGAUGAAAAUUAAACACCGGGAAUGCAGAGAGGCUGAAACCCAGUUACGCAUGAUUGAGGAGCGUUUGGGCAUGACUCCGACCCAGUACAAUAUGCCUCCCAGUCCGGCCACUAUGCUGCUGACAGAAAUCAACACUCCACCUACAAGAACAGCUACCUCGCGUCGCUCCAGCGCACGAGCUGCGGCUGCGGCUACCGCUUCUCCGACCUUAUCGACUCCGGUCGUAAAUGGUUCGAGCAACGCAUCGGGAAACACAACUUCUCCACGAAUGAGGCGAGGUGCUGCGAUCUCCCCUGAAGAUGUAAGAACCAGUAAACGAACGCGCCGAUGA